AUGAUUUACGCAGCAGCUUGUCAAAGAAUUCAAACCCGAGCCAAACUCACCAACGAAAACCUCAAAAAAGCCUUCGACUUCGUCAAAAUAUUCACCGACUUAACAGGAUUCCUUUAUCCAUUACACAGCUAUGACCUGCAAGUCGAAAUCUGCGUCAAACUGGCCCUGUUUCAGCUUUUACUCUCGGAUAAAGAUGCUAUUAAGGAAUUUGAGAAGCUAAGAAGCUAUAUGGCUAGCGGGCCUGCUUUCAACGCCAUGAAUACUUCUUCACCGGUGGUGGACAGCCGGUUUAUACAUUAUCUUGCUGAAGAGGCGGGGUUUAUACCCCCCAGUCCGAGUGAGAUUUCUCCACCAUCUUCUCCAAUGCGAACGGAUGGCCCUUCUAAAGGUAAGGGCUUCGGCAGUAUUUCACAGACUAGGGUACAACUUGCCUUGAUGGAAAGCAUUAUCCACACUCUUGUUCAGAGUCGGUCAUCCAUAGGCCAACAGAACGAAAAGGGAAUAAAAAUUCAAUCCGAGAAAUUCAAUAUGGAGGGUCUUUUCAAGAUUCUCCCAAAUUGGAUUUUCCCUUUGGAUGAGUUUGACGAAGAGGAGUAUGGAAAAAUAUACCUUCCCGUAACCGAAAACUUCGUCGGGUUUACCAGAGCGGUAAGUCAGAUCUCACUCACCCUCAUCGAGCAAACUAAAAGUUCUCCAAUAUCAGGCCAAACCAUAACUGACUCCCAAGAGAUAUAUCAGGUAUCUACCAUAAUGGCAGCCUGUAAUACUCAUCAUAGCAAACUCCAAGUUCCCCGAGUUGCAUUAGAAGAAACUCUAAACUGCUAUACAUCCCUCAGAAAGUCCUUCCAGCCCCACCCCCAACUCUGGAAAUUCGCCGAUGCCUACCUCCGAGGCUUCGUAGGCGCAACUCUUGGAAGCAGCGAAGGGUUUAAAAAUUUAUUCAUGAGCGACUGGAAGAUAGUUCUACAGAAUGAGUGGCAUAAGAAACGGACAUCCACGAAUAUGUUUUCGUAUCGAAGAAUGAGUGCUGCGAGUAAUGCAAAUGAGAUGGAAGUUGAUGAAGUAGAAGUUCCAAUUAAAUCUGAGAGUGUGAGACGCAAGAGUAUUGUGGAAGAGUACGAUAGCUGGGAGUUUCUUCGCUAG
Orbilia oligospora ATCC 24927 is the source of this 1143-nucleotide messenger RNA. RefSeq lists its product as uncharacterized. The record is from RefSeq and is a predicted model, not a curated record. The coding region runs from base 1 to 1143 and encodes 380 amino acids. Lineage: Eukaryota; Fungi; Ascomycota; Orbiliomycetes; Orbiliales; Orbiliaceae. The transcript has a single exon.